Fomitopsis serialis is the source of this 1279-nucleotide messenger RNA. Its product is annotated as kinase-like domain-containing protein. The coding region runs from base 16 to 1008 and encodes 330 amino acids. The record is from RefSeq and is a predicted model, not a curated record. The transcript has 3 exons. Lineage: Eukaryota; Fungi; Basidiomycota; Agaricomycetes; Polyporales; Fomitopsidaceae.
GGUCUCUGGUACGAGAUGGUUAGUCUUUCGCCAGGCUCGGCAGGCCGUCCCAAGUCCGACUACGCGCCUUCUGAGAUCGAUGACUUGACGGACGAGGAAAUUGAAGACCUUAUAGGUUGUUCAGCGCAGAAGUACCCAGAGCGGAUUGCCUUCGGUGAUCACCACAUAACACGUGUCACUGAUACCAUCGUGUCAAAGUUUGGUCAAGAUGUGGAGGAGGAUGUCGCAGAGCCGUCCGAGGCUUUGACACUCGACCUCGUCUUUCGCCACACGACGAUACCGGUUCCGCGCGUCAGACGCAUAAUCAGGGAUCCUAUUGGCAUAACUUUAAUCCUCAUGGACUACAUUCCUGGACGACAGUUGUCCGUCGUCUGGCCUACCAUGUCCCUCGAGGAACGCCUCUGUGUUGUGUUCACCCUCCGCGAUUACGUGCGCCAACUGCAGGCAGUUCGCCACCCCCGCUCGGCGGUGCCAGGCCCGGUAGCACCAGGCGACGAGGCUCGCACUUGCGAGUCACCGGUGUGGGGUCAACUCAUAGAACGCCGUGGUCCAUUCACCUCUUACCGCGACUUCUCCAUCUGGUGCGAUCGGGCUCAGCGCGUCGGCAUCGACCUGCUGAAGAAGAAACCGAGAUGGACCACGUCAGACUUGCGAUUCGAACCAUUCGACACGAUCAUGGGCUCGUCGCCAUUCGUGCUAUGCCAUCAGGACCUCAACAUGCGUAACAUCAUCGUUGGCGAUGACGGCCGGCUAUGGCUGGUCGAUUGGGCAUGGGCGGGCUUCUAUCCACCCUGGUUUGAAUACAUCUCCAUGAAGGAACAAUCGGAGAACGAGGAGUCGGUGAUGCAUCGAAAGGAGCCCUUCUGGGAUCUAAUGAUCCCAUUCAUCUGCCGUCCAUAUUAUCGGGAGGAGCGGUGGUUGCAGAAGGUCAUGCCUGCGUUUCUUUACAAAUUCGAACGCGACAGCAGAAAUUUGGCUGAAGACUAUCGUACUUGUACAACAGGUUAAGUAUGGGGUCUCAGGCUCAUCAUGAUGGCAUGGCGUACUAGCGCGGACAAACGCGCCUCAUUAUUGCGUACACAACAGACUCGAUUAUGUAAUCGAUCGUUGAGUCGUAAGACCUUACAUGGCUCCUAACUAGUAUGACGAAUCGACGGUCAUGGAAGCAACUGACCAACUGUGUAGGAUCUCUUCUCUCUCGUGCCCCCUGACAUUCAUCCAGUACUAUGAUGCGCCCGAGAUCAGAUUAUGAGGCCUCCAGCAUUGACCAUCUGCGAGA